Molecule: messenger RNA, 1648 nt
Organism: Gracilinanus agilis (Agile Gracile Mouse Opossum)
Lineage: Eukaryota; Metazoa; Chordata; Mammalia; Didelphimorphia; Didelphidae
Gene: RP9
Product: RP9 pre-mRNA splicing factor
Exons: 9
Coding region: 1-1050 (349 amino acids)
Biological process (GO): RNA splicing
Source: RefSeq, a predicted model, not a curated record
AUGGCUACCCAAGAUGGCAUGCGGAUCGCUUUCUGUGGGCACAAGUGUCACCCCCCAACCCCAAGUUCUUGCACGGUGGAAUGGAGGGCCUUUAAGGAGCUGUCAUUUGUUGUAUUUGUUGCCAAGGGCUCCCUGGGGGGCCUCACCCCAGACUGCCCUUCUGCAGGCCCCCCAGCCGGUGCCAGGUCUAUAAAGGCCACAGUGGGAGAGGCAGCCCCCAGGGGGUCCUCGCGGAGUCACUGCCAGGCUCUCCUUCCCUCCUCCAGGACCAGAGAGGCCAGCCGCCUUUCCCAGCGCUACGUCAGUCGGGCCUCAGGGCCUCCUCCGCCGGGGGUUGGGGGGGGUGGGGUGGGUGCUCCCUCCCGCUGGGAGCCGGGCGGGGCUGGGAACCCGCCGGGACGGGACGGGGCGGGGCGGGGCGGGGCACGGCGGGCCCGGGAGGCCGCCGAGCUGGAGCAGCAGCGGCGCCAGGAGCAGAAGCGGCGGCGGCGGGACGCACAGCAGCGGCAGCAGCUGCAGCACCUCGAGUCCUUUUAUGAAAAACCUCCUCCGGGACUUAUUAAGGAAGAUGAGACUAAGCCAGAAGACUGUAUCCCAGAUGUACCAGGCAAUGAACAUGCCAGAGAAUUUCUGGCUCACGCGCCAACUAAAGGACUUUGGAUGCCCCUGGGGAAAGAAGUCAAGGUUAUGCAAUGCUGGCGCUGUAAACGGUAUGGACAUAGAACGGGUGACAAAGAAUGCCCAUUCUUUAUCAAAGGCAAUCAGAAAUUAGAACAAUUCAGAGUUGCACAUGAAGAUCCCAUGUAUGACAUCAUAAGAGAGAAUAAGCGGCAUGAAAAAGACGUGAGGAUUCAGCAGUUAAAGAAGCUACUAGAAGAUUCUACCUCAGAUGAAGAUGGCAGUAGUUCCAGCUCCUCAGAAUGUAAGGAGAAGCAUAAGAGAAAGAAGAAGAAAGAGAAACAUAAGAAAAGGAAAAAGGAGAAGAAAAAGAGAAAGAAAAAGAAAAAAAAGCACAAAUCUAAAUCAAAUGAGAGUUCAGACUCUGACUAAAAAGUCAUUUCCUUUGAAUCCACCUUGUCACUCCAGAAUCAUAGCUGAAUGUCAGAGGUAAAGAAGAAGUAGCCACAAAAAGGCCUCAGUUGACAGAGAAAAAGGAACCAAAAAAAAGUGCAUAGUUAGCAUCCCCCCCGUGGCAUUUUGCCCUCCUGCCAACAGUGAUGAAUUCACCGUGAUGUUGUUUCUUACAUGCCACUGCUGGAUUCUCAUCAUCAUCCUCCCUGUGUACUAUAGUUUGUGAUUCGUUUUGAAGAAAAAUCAAGCAUAAGAUACAAAAAUGUUCUACGUGUUUCCAAGAGAGAUUAGAUUCCCCUGGAAGGGCAGAGGGUGAGUGGGGAGGGUGGUAGGAUGACUUGAGGAGUUGAGAUCUUCAGCAGUUACAAGUACGUUCUAUGGGUGAUGAAUAAUAAAACUCCAUUAUUUCUGACUUAAAAGUGAGUAUCCUUGCUGCAGACUUGCAAAAUCUAUUGGUGGAAGAGUGGGAAAGGAGGCAGCUAUACAAAAUAUCUCAUCUCCAUGGAAAUCAUUUUGUUGUAGAAUCUGGCAUUCCACAAAGUAAUCCAGUAAGAUUUUCAAAAAAAAAUUUUUUUUG